Nerophis lumbriciformis (worm pipefish) is the source of this 441-nucleotide messenger RNA. The record is from RefSeq and is a predicted model, not a curated record. Lineage: Eukaryota; Metazoa; Chordata; Actinopteri; Syngnathiformes; Syngnathidae.
AUGCCGCUGCCCCAGGGCGCGCUGCUCCUCCUGGGCGUGCUGUUGCUGGUGGCCGGCGGUUUGGUGGCCCUCUGCGCGCCUCUGCCCGUGCUGGGGCUCUUCUUGGGCAUGGGGGGCGUGGGCCUGCUGGUGAGCGGUUUGUGCAUGACCAUGAAGAACCUGCAGGCGGCGGUGCCGGGACAUUUCCUCCUGCACCCGCGUACAGGCACGCGCUUCAGCCCGCAACAGUCCCUGGCCAUACAGAGGAGAUUGGACCGAAUUCGUCGCGAGAUGUCAACAGACUCAGUUGGAGACACGCCGGACCCCGAGCCGGUCCCGGAACCAGCCCCGGAAUUAAUCCUCGAAGCGGUCCUGCCAUCCACGCCUCCCCCCUGGACCAUGGAACCUCCCCCAUCCUAUGAUACGGUGAUGAAGAUUCAAGAUCACAACGAUCGGCUUUAA